Molecule: messenger RNA, 11422 nt
Organism: Rhipicephalus microplus (southern cattle tick)
Lineage: Eukaryota; Metazoa; Arthropoda; Arachnida; Ixodida; Ixodidae
Gene: Ire1
Product: serine/threonine-protein kinase/endoribonuclease Ire1
Biological process (GO): mRNA processing; IRE1-mediated unfolded protein response; intrinsic apoptotic signaling pathway in response to endoplasmic reticulum stress
Cellular component (GO): IRE1-TRAF2-ASK1 complex
Molecular function (GO): RNA endonuclease activity; ATP binding; protein serine/threonine kinase activity
Source: RefSeq, a predicted model, not a curated record
UUCGAAUCUGUCCAACGGAACGCAUCGGCUCUACAAGUCAACUUUCGCUCGUGAAGUUGUGUGUGGCCGUUUGUGCGUGUUUCCACCCGUGCGUGCAUUGUGUUGUGAUGGGGGUGAGUCGCUCACGAAGCGAAUAGGAACCAGCGACAGGAUACGAGGAGCAUUCGUCGCGCGCAACGCACGAGAGACGGCUUGACUCUUUUAUCGCUACUAUGGGAGCAUGGUCUCGCGUUCGCCGACAUGCUGCUGCCACCGCGAACCGUGCGCCCCUGCGUUGCUGCACUGCUACAGCUGUUGCUCGCCGCUGUGUUGCCCGCAAUUUGCGCCGUGCACGCCGACCGGGGCGAUUCGGAAGCAUGGCCCGGUGAAGAACCGACGGAGAAGGAUGACAGGCACCUUGCCAUCGUUGAACCCUUGAUUCUGGUCUCCACGUUGGAUGGAACCCUCCAUGCCGUGGAAAAGAAGUCCGGCAGCAUACGUUGGUCCAGGAAAGAAGAGCCAGUUCUGAAAGUGCCUGCCGACGUCUCUAAAAGGACAAGUUUUCUUCCCGAUCCAAAGGACGGCAGUCUGUACAUUUAUGGCUUUGGCGAGAGGAGCGGCGAAGAUGCCAUCAAGAAGCUCCCCUUCACCAUACCGGAACUGGUGUCGGCAUCGCCGUGUCGAAGCACCGAUGGAAUUCUGUAUACUGGUCAAAAGCUGGAUGUCUGGUUUGCCAUCGACAUGUUCACGGGGGACAAGUUGGAGACCAUUUCGUUUCACGGUUCCGACAAGGUCUGCCCAGUCUCGUACGAAAAGGCGAUCUUUGUCGGCCGCACAGAGUUUCAAAUUGCCAUGUAUGAUAGCAAGACGGGUGAAAAAAGAUGGAACGCCUCCUUUUUCGACUAUGCAGCCCAGACAGCACCCGACCUAGUCAAGGAUUACGACUUGGCCCACUUCACAUCAAGUGAAAGCGGUCGGGUGCUCACGUUCAAUAAGGACACUGGCGACUUCCUGUGGGAGCGAGAACUGGGCAGCCCAGUUGUUGCUGUCUAUGACGUCGGUGACGAGGGCACGCUGCGACGCCUCCCGUUCACGCCGGUGGCGCACCGUACCCUGGAGGACAUCACCGGCAGGCUGAAGCGCUCGUCUUGGAACAAGAACUUGCUGGAACCGUCGCAGCACACCACGCUAUACCCUGCACUGUACGUUGGUGAGCACGCGAAGGCCAGCUAUGCUCUGGCCGCCUUGGUCGACAAGAACAUGCCGGUGAUGAUGUCCCGAGACCGGAGGAUACCUCUUCUGGAAGGUCCUACUGCGCCUGCCGGCCGUGCAACGGGAGCAGCGCCCGAUAGCUUUGAGCCGUCGGGAAGCGGAGCAAAAAAGCGAUCCUUUGUCUCCGGCUACUACGAGUACCCGAACACCAUGGUGGCCGUGCUGUUCUCGAGGCUCCAGAUUGGGUACCGGCGUCCACCGCAGUCCGAGGAUCCGGCAAGCCGCCAUAUUCAGGACCAGCGGGAUGUUCCCCUGGAAGAAAUGCAUGUCGAGGAACGGGUCAUUUCGACCAAAGACUCGGACGAUCUUGGACGAGGAGGACUGGAGUGGGAGAUCGGGGACGAUGGCAAGAGCUGGAGGCCCCUUCCCUUCUUCAACCGCAAGAGAGACGAGUGGGGUGGCAGGGAGGGUGUCAGGGUGAGGGGUCCCCGCACCCCACGGCAGCAGCACCGGCGCGUCGACGUGUCAACACAGCACCCGCCGGAAGACACCCUACUGUCCACCCUGGGCCAGGUGACCUGGCCCCAGGUGGCACUGGUGAUUCUCCUGGGAAGCAUGGCGGGGGCCGUGGCCUACCUUUAUCCACAGGCGAGAGAGUACCAGCGCUCAUCACGAAGUGGGAACUUGAGGGUCAGUGGUGGCAGUCAAAUUCUUGAGGUUACAGAAGACGGCGUCUGUCACGUGGGCAAGAUCAGCUUCGACACGCAAGACGUGAUUGGCCGUGGCUGUAAUGGUACUUUCGUGUUCAAGGGCACAUUCGAGAAGCGCCCAGUGGCAGUUAAGCGCAUUCUGCCGGACUGCAUCAGUCUGGCAAGCCGCGAAGUCGACCUGCUGCGCGAGUCUGACGAGCACCCCAACGUGGUCCGCUACUUCUGCAUGGAGGAAGACCGCCAGUUCUGCUACAUUGCCCUGGAGCUGUGCGAGGCCACCCUGCAGGACUACGUGGAGCGUCCGGACUCAGACGACUGGGGCCACCUGGAGCCGGCCACCCUGCUCCACCAGGCCUCCUCUGGACUGCACCACUUGCACUCGCUUGACAUUGUGCACCGAGACGUCAAGCCGCACAACGUACUCAUCUCGCGACGGAACGCCGCCGGUGAGGCCAAGGCCAUGAUCUCGGACUUUGGCCUCUGCAAGAAGCUGAGCCAUGGGCGGCUGUCGUUCUCACGAAAGUCCGGCGUCACUGGCACCGACGGUUGGAUUGCACCUGAGAUGCUCUCGGGACAGGGGCGAGCGACAAAAGCCGUGGACGUGUUCUCACUGGGCUGUGUCUUCUACUACGUGCUGAGUGGGGGUCGACAUCCGUUCGGCGACACCCUGGAACGGCAGGCCAACAUCAAGCAUGGCCGACACAACCUCUUGGAAGUCGGGACAAACGGUCCCCUCGGCCAAUCCCUGAUCGAGCAGAUGCUGCACACGGAUCCCCAGGAGCGUCCCUCCGUCUCGGCGGUGGUAAUGCAUCCCGUCUUCUGGGGCCCAAAGAGGCAGCUGGACUUCUUCCAGGAUGUGAGUGACAGAAUUGAGAAAGAGCCUCCAGAGAGCGAGGUGGUGCGACGUCUCGAACGUGGCGGCUUUGAAGUGGUGCGUGGUGAUUGGCGGGAACACAUCACCGAGGAGCUGCAGAAAGAUCUACGCAAGUACCGGACUUACAAGGGUCAUUCUGUUCGGGACCUGCUGAGGGCUAUGCGCAAUAAGAAGCACCAUUACCGGGAGCUGCCGGAAGCACUGCAGUCCGAGCUGGGCACAAUCCCAGAGGAGUUUGUCGGCUACUUCACGUCGCGGUUCCCGCUGCUGCUGCCGCACACGUACCUGGCCAUGCAGGAGUGGCGCACCGAGCCCACCCUGCGGCCGUACUACGCGCACGACGGAUCGGCCGAGCUACGGCCGUCGCGGGCGCACCAAACCCCGCUUCAGGGGGGUCCCUCGUUUCCAUGGCAGUGGCGGAGGCGGAAAGCGGACGCCGCCAAGCCUAAGGACGGGGAGAGAGGAGAUGUCGCGGUUCCAUCUGGUGUAGAAUCCGCGACGCCACGUGACAAUCCACCAGAUUCUAUUGAGCCUGGCUUGGCUAGCUCACAAUCUGCCAACAGUGUCAAGGAACACCGAAGGCGUUCACCGAGGAGAUCGUCUCCCAACGGUGCCUGGCGCGUCGAUGACGCUGACACUAAGCCCCAAGUGCUCGAGACCAUCCCUAGCGGCGAGUAUCUCGAGAGCACAAAGGCCGUUAUUUCAAACGACCUCGCACAGUCUGAGGAGCCUUAUGCCGCCGUUGGCGGUGCCGGCGCAAAGCGAGCGAGUCUCGAGGUACCAAGAGAUGACAUUGCAAGGCCUUCCGACAGUAGUGGCAGCCCCAAACGACGUUCUUUGAGCCGCGACACCAACUGGCGUAGCCGCAGUCCUGUAACAGACAGGGAACGUCGGGACUCUUAUCGCGAAAUGGAGGGACGUUACGCGAGCGAUGAAACGGUCGAUUCCGACAAUUCCAUGAGGCAUACGAGACGUAAUAGUGUUAGUCCAAAGACAACCAGAUCGAACCGGAAGCACCGCUCACCGAGUCACAUUACUAACUGGCGUAGCAGGAGUCCCAGCGUCGCCACUGAAAGCCGGCUGCUGAAGAGUGGAGAUGACAGUGCAGUCCAAGCUGGGGCAACGUCCGGUGCCUCUGAGCUACGGAGAGCCCUGGCCAAGCAUGCCAACAGCAGUUCCAGAUCGAAUGAAAGAGAUGAGAGACAGUCUUCGCCUAUCCGCUACACAAACUGGCGAAGCCCGAGUCCAGCCGUGUCCAAGAAAUCUGAGGACUUGCAAGAGAGUCUUGGCAAAAGUGUCAUUAAUAACUUUCAAGAAAGCCUCAAAAGGGACCUUGCUAACGCUACUCCCUCUUCGAGAGAAAUGCUUGUUGACGAAGCUGCUGUGGCAGAGGCAAGCAGCGAUGAAAAAGUUGCCAGCGAGGCAGCUGCAAACUUGCCUAAGAAGCUUGCCAUUCAAGUUGGCAGCAAAGAUAAGCCGGCAGAUCUUGGUGACAAAGCUUGGAACGGUGACUUCUCUCCCGAAUCAAAGGAAGCUGCGAAUGGGCCAACCUGGCAACGAGCUGCAGACAUAGCGAAGGACGUAGAGUGGCAGACAGUUGUGUGGCGACAGCCACCUUCGAAGCAACCGGUUCAACAGGCAGUAGCUGUUUUGACUCACCGCCGCCGUAGUUUUUCAGCCGGUGAAGCAGGUGGCGAAGCUUGUGCAACAGUUUUCGUCAAGAGGAGCUGAAAAGGAAAGACAGUGUUUUUUUUUCUUCGUAACUUGUUUCUUGUGGUAUUGACCUAGCAGUGUCUCAUUUGUGCUCUCUCAGAUGACCGUCCUGCAACCACGCAUACCGUUGUUGAAGUGUUAGUUCGUGGAGAUUGUGUGUUUUGAAGGCAGGUAGAUUGUGUACAAGAUAAAGCAGGGUUCCCAUUGGAAGCGUUUAUCAUGGGAGAUCAUUAUUUGCUUCUUAGCUUUGUGAUAGCUAAGCACGAGCAUCACUAAGGGUGAUGAAGGUGUUUAAGUACUGUACAGCGAUAUGUUUCUCUCCAGCCGUUCGAGGGCUGCCACUCAAAGCUGAAAGUGAUAGCAACACAGGAAGGUGCAAAGUGUUUGUUGAACCCCCGUGGUGUUUCAUCCCAUCAUCACGAGUGACCACUCAAUUGAAAGCGCUGAGUGACUGUCUUAUGUGAAUCUUGUGUGGAAUAGCGUUCUAACUAUACGCUGUGUUAAACAGGAUGGACUGCAUGUACAUUGUAUUUUUACUUGUUGUUAGUGUAUUUUGUUAACACGCACAGAUAUAGCAUUGUCGUAUGUAUGCCUUAAGUGCUACAGGCAACUGUUGCGUUUGUGGAAUUGUCUUUAGCGUGAAAUCGACGCACAUUGCCUUAUCUUUAAAGCGUGCAUCUAUUGCGUAAUGUUUCUUCUUCUUUGUUUGACUUGCUUUUGAGUUAAAUUGUUAUUUUCUGCUGCCUGAUUUAGAAAGAGAGAUAGGGCACGAAUAAAUUUUGCAGACGUGGUUUUAACAGUGCUAAUCUUUCUGGCACUUAUCGAGCAUGCGCGAUUUCUUCAUUACCGGUGUUUAUAGUCACCUCAUAUUUUGUUUUACACUUUCUGGGAUCAAGUGGUGGUGUGUUUUAAAAGUGUCCUUGAGGAGGCAUGAACUCAGGUCGACAUAAAGCAUCGAUGGGUAUGGACACAGAUUGCCUGUGCCUUCUAGCUCUCUUGCAACAUCAUUACAAACAAGUCAGUGUCCCAUUGUAGAAAAAUAUUCUAUUUGUGAUUUAUAGAAUCAUUUCAGCAAUUUUUUUUACUUUGUGAGAAAGCUCUGUGGGGAAUUUCUCUAGGCAAACCAACUGUCCUAAACGGGAAAGCUGUCAUGCUCGUGAAAAAAGCAGAACAUACCAGCUACUGUAGUUGCUCAGAAAGAAAGGAUUGCGGGGAAAAUUUGUGUUUGUGCGUGGGUCAAAACAAUAACCAACGCUGUACUUUGUUGAGGUAGCCAGUCAUUCUAGCCCAGGUAGCCCUUCUACUAGCUAAGGUAGUCACUAUAUUAGCUGUCGUAGCCACUCUCCUGGCUGAAGUAGCCACUCUACAAGAUGGGCUAACCAGCGACCACUGGUCAUAGUAGAGCUAGCUAUUGGUCAGUUUGUCUGUGGGUUGACACGAUUACCAACACCGUUUUUAGCUAGCCACUUUACUAGCCGAGGUAGGCACUCUGCUAGGUGAUGUAGGCACUCUAAUAUCUGAAAAAAGUCACAGCUUUGCCACGAAGGUGAAGCAAUGAAUGCGAUAGCAACAAAUUAAAAUGUCACGCGCAGAAUGGCAAGCAAAUCAAAAUGUGCCCCGCGUUUCUCACACACAAAUGACACACAAAACGUACUCACAGGCAUAGAUUAACGUGAAUAAGUGUCUCAGUCGUUACUUCGUUGUGUCUUGAAAGCGCGGCUUUUUCAAAUACGGAGACUGUGCAACAAUUGCAGUGACAUUUCUUACUUGGGUUUUCACAUAUAUAUACGUAUAGUACAUAUACGGUGAGUGACGGGGACACUGACAUCGACGAUAACACCGACGUCGAUGCCGACGGCAACAUCCAGCCGAGAGUGUCCAUGUAAUUCCUAUUGCAAUAAUAGCCAUCAUACUACCCGAAGUAGCCACUCUGGUUACUUAGGUAAUCAUUCUACCAGCUUAAGUAGUCAUUCUGCAAUUUGAGCUAGCCAUUGGCCUCUGGUUUGUCUGAGCUAGACAUUAGUCAGUCACUUUUGUUGACACAUAUACCUUUGCAAAGUGCAAGAACAACAGGUAAUGCAAUGUUUCACUAUUUACUCCAGAACCGAGCUAGAUUUCAUAACUUGUUGUCAACGUCUUUUCAGACAUAAUGAAUGAUGAAAUGAAUAUUCCAAAUAGGCACAUGCUAGGAUGUCAUUGCUAUGGAGCCUGCCGAAAGAAGCAAUCUUGUCUCUUGACAUGUUACAUUAAGUAACGUUGACUACAGCUUUGGCAGAAUAGUUAAUCGGGCUAGCUGAUUGACUCAGAUAUUCAAGGAUAUUUAUCCCAGUGGCUACCACUUGUUGAGUAAAAGGGGCUGUGGCCUACUUCAUUACCUUGUCGUCUUGAUUAGUAGAGGACAUUUGGCCACUUAGAUUAGUUUAACUCUUUGUGGUCCAAAACUUUUACCCACUUUCCGCCUCUACCAGUUCGAAACUAUUUCGCCAGUUUCUGGCAUCACGAAGAGUAACAGGAAUGGUGUAAUAAAAACUGACCGGAUAUUUAUUUUUGCUCCUGCAUUCAGCAGCCAAUUCCUUUGGCGAUAUUCGGGCAGCGUGUGAUAUCACUCAAAGCAUUCUAUGGGUACAGGCUGGGGUUGUUACUUCAGGCUUUGCAGAAGACUCAAGGUGUUCUCUCCACCGUCAUUGUCGUUGUCUUCGUCACUAAUUUCUGUUGAAUCACUGUCAUCACUGUUUGGCGGAGGCACAUAAUUGUCUUCCACAAUAAAGCCGUCCUCGCUUUCACUAAAAGCACCACCGUAAAUCGCACGCAGCGAAAGCGUGAUCAUGCUUCUCAGCGAAUCACGCCCGUGCAGGUACACUCUAGGCUCCGUGCUGAACAUAGUGCUGCACCCUAGUGUAAAAACUAGUUAACCUAAAAAAAGUAAGCUCCCUCGUUCCUCAAAAGAUGACGCUUUACGCGCUUUGAAAAUACACGCGACUUUCAGUCGAAAAACGGCAAAAUAUAAACCAUGAACACCCUUGUCGGGCCGCUGCGGCCGUGUUAAGUUGCCGGGCGCUAACCGACAACAGACCGCAAAGGGUUAAACUGUGCCAGGGGAACUCCAGUGCAUUUUCGAACAUAUUGAGAUAAUGCCACUUUCAAAUAGUAUUAACAGUCCUGAAACAGCUAGGGUGGUUCAUUGUAAUUACAAUUUAGGCACAUAGGCACAUAUCAUCAGGGUUCCGAAGCAAACAUAUGUUGGAGGUUUUAUUGAACUCAGUGAAUAUGGAAAAAUCGCCAGAGUUCCCCUUUAAGGGAUUCAUUGACACCCUUUUGUCUUGCAUAAUCACUCUGACAAAGGGUGGUUUUGUUUGUGAAAAGUGAGUGAUAUCGAGUAACGACCCUUUUCCAUAUACUCCCGGUAAUUUGACCUUGGGGAUCUGAUUUUUUACAUUGACUGUUAAUCGGCCUUUUACUGUGUUGUGGUGUUUUUCUUUGUGUCCUUAAUGGUAUUUCAUCUAAUUGUCUUGUUUAUGAUCAUUUGAAAUCAGCCGUGCUGUUUCGCAAUGAAUUUUGUUUGUGUGUCUACACCUUUACAUCUUGUUUGUUACCCUAGUGUAAAUAUUGCUUUACCUGAUAUUCACUUAUGUAAUUAUUCUCUGCUGGUGACCAAAUGCUUGUCUAUAGCUUUUGGAAGAAAGUAAAAUAUUUUAAUAGUUUUGUAAUAAAUAUAUACUCAUAACAAUGUUUAUUUCUCCAAAUGAGACACAUGUUGAUAAAAACAUCGAGGCCCAAAGUGAUGAGAUGUUGCUGGACAAAUUGCUGGCCCUACUAAAACACCUCAUCGAAAUGGACUGCAGUGAAAUUUCUUGCUUGACUACUUGUAACUUCAGUGUUCAUUUAUGCCAUUUUAAAACUACGCGGCACAGUUAUCUGUCAAAGGCAAUGUUCCGGAACUACCUUCAUUUUAUAGUUAGUUUAUUUUUUUCCUUUGCAAUAUCUGUCGUAGCAUCGUGAUGCUUCUGGCAGUGCAUUGUGUAGUUACCUUCAAGGACGGCUUUGUGGAAGCCACGUCGAGAGGCGUAAGAGGGACCGUACCACCUUUUAAAGUAGUCAUCGAAUGAUUUCAGUAUUGGAGUUUGUUGCCUCACGAAUCGGCUGCUACAAAAAUUUUUCGAAUCUGUCAAGAACGAUCAUAGUUGCCAGGAUUUGUCUCGGGCUUUAAGCACUUUUUCUCUUCUCUCGUCUCGACUAGUGCGCAGGAAGCUAAGCAUAGAGGGAUGACGUGGUAGAGCGAAGUUAUAUGUUAGAGUGCGUUACGACCUUGAGCGCACGUGAUGAAAAGCGAUUUCCCACUCCCAUUGCGAUUCCUGAACGCGCUUGGGUGGCUACUGUGUCAUUUUAGCUGACUGUGGAGCACGGCACGAGCACGGGGUGGCAUUCUGUGGCGAGAAGCUUAUUUAAUCGAAGCGCUGCUCUUUAUUUAUUUUAGUUGUUGGCCAGUAGCGAGCUAUCCCUUAAUUUGUGCCAAACACGGUAGUUGUAGCUCUGAAGAGAGUGAGCACAGGCUUUAUAUAAAAAAAAAAGGUGCCUGAGAAAGUGGAAACUUUGCAUUCUGCAAGCUCUCCUCCCUGUGCAUGAGUGCGAGGUUUGGCUGAGCUAUUAGUAACAGCAUCUGCUUUAUCACUGGAUGUGUUUUUUUCCACCAAAGAUUGAGGGGUAGUUUGUGGCUUCUUUAACGAUAAGACGUAACCGACCUCUUUCACAUUGUACUUAAUAUGUCCAAUUUCAGACUCAAGGUCUGUACACGGAAGUGCGAUCAUUCCUCCUACCUUCUUUGUUGCCACAUGAUGCUUUAGCCUUGCUUUAAAGGCAGAUAUUUAAUCUUUUAUGAUGUGCGCACCACUGUGUGACGUUCACUUCGGGUACAUCUGGCUGCCCGCUUGUCUGCUCAGCAACAAGGUGUUUGAUAUGUAAGCACAGUUGACCACGCAGUGCUUGACAAGCAAAACACGAUACUUUGACUGCAUGGAAGCUGGUGCUUUGUGCAUCGUCAGGGAGCACCGAUUGUCACAUUCAGUCACGAUGUGUUGCAAAGGCCGUCGUUUUUAUCAAGUGGCACGUUGCAUCGUCUUUGCGUUAGUAGCACAUGGUUUUGGCACAAACCUGUUGACGGCUUCGUGCUUAGAAAAUUGCGUCAUUCGUCGAGCGCUGUACGUAUCACACAAGGAAAUGUGAACAUGGCGAGCGCAGACUUGAAGUGAAGUCUUCUUUAGCACUUGUGCGUCUCCUAGUUAUCACAACUUUCUCUUCUUUUCCGUAGUGUUUAUCUGAGCUUUGUCCUCAACAGAGUUCGGUGUCUGGCUCAGGCACAUUCGUUGUAAGAACUUGGUGAAGUUCUCAGUGUGGUCGUUAUGGCUUGGUUGUUCAGCAGAGUUCCUGUUACCCGGUGCCUCUCUUGGAACUUGUAUAACUGGCAGACACAAGGUUGCUGAAAAAAAUCUCUGGCUUGCGCUUGCCAAGCCUACGGUUAAUUUUAAAGUCAUGCUCUUGCGUGCUAUCUUCACUAUCUUCCGUCAAUUGAAGGUGCGCUAACCAUACAAUAGUCGAAGAGUGGCCACUAUCAGCACUGAGAUCUCCACAUUUCCGAUCCCUCUGUUGGGCAUGCACAAAACUUGAACUUUGUCUUGGAGAUUCGGGAAUGUUCCUAAAUGUAUGCUUGGCCUGUAGCGUCGAGGUAGAUAAUGCCUCUUUAGGUUAAAAAGUUGCAGUCCAAACGCAUUGUGUUGCUUAUAAAUUGUGGGCAGUCAUUUUAAUAUGUGUCAUCAUGUUUGAUUGCCUGGGGAGAAAAGACAUUGGAAACAAUUUAUGAGAAUAUGUACAAAUUUGUCUCUUAAAUGUCAUCCACAGUUUAUCAUUGGACACGCCUUUAUUAUUUGCUGGCACGGUCUUUGAUGCAAUGUAAUUAAAAGAAAGUGAUUUUAUUGUCAGCGUUUUUUUAUCCCACAUUGCUCUAAUAAAAAUCAUCAGGGGUACUUUAAUUAAGAGAUUUUCUUUUUUUGCAUUUCGCACUGUUGAAAGUUGCACUGAAUUGUCAACGUGUGGUACAUACGAUGCGCUGUGUCUUGCGACAUUUUGUGUCCUGUAUUUGAAUAAAAAAUAUUCCUAUACCCGUGAACGUGCGACGUUCAAAUGUACUAUAGCAGAGAUUUUUUUGGUGUAUCGGUUACCUAUCUCUUCUUCUCGGUGAUAUGGAGUGUGCGGCUUUGCUGUGUUACCUAUUGUGGAUGAUGCCAGCACAAUUUCCGGUGUAGUGUGAAUUUAUGUGACAUGGCAUUCGCGUCAAUUUCGGUUUACGGAUGAGGCAUUACAUAUGUACAGUCAAGAGUUUUGUUGUUAUGUCGUGAUUUAGGAGCACGUACUGUUUGGUACUAAGGUAUGAGUUUUCUGUAAGUCAAGUAAUCAAUGAAGCCGUCUCAAUGCAGGGGCCUUUCAUAGGGGCCAUUCACCAUGACAGAACAUAUCUGUGCGUGUGUAAACAUAUUUUGAUAUUUGUACUGAGGAUGUUUCAUUUGUGUGUAUUUGUUUGUGUUUAUUACUGUCUAUAAAAUAUUUGUGAGACGGCUCAUAGAAAAAAAAUCAAGUGUGUUUCACCAUCCUGGAUAGUACUGCCGUCCAAGAAACGCACCUUACAGUUUUAAUUGUAAAAAACCUUAUCACGGUAUGGUUUCGUGGAUUUUUGCAUUCUACUGGACGUCAUUUUUUUCUUGACUUCUCAUUCUUAUUGUGCGUUUAUCGUGGAAAAAGUAAUUUUAUGAAGGUUUCUUUCGCCAUCUGUAAAUAUGAUGCGGUGCAUGUAUACCUUUUACACUAACAUUAUUCUGGUCAUUCUUGGGGGCACCUGUAAGCACAUUGUGGGAAGUGGCCAUGCAUAAAAUAUUUUACGUGGAAA